Molecule: messenger RNA, 1779 nt
Organism: Condylostylus longicornis
Lineage: Eukaryota; Metazoa; Arthropoda; Insecta; Diptera; Dolichopodidae
Biological process (GO): prolyl-tRNA aminoacylation
Cellular component (GO): aminoacyl-tRNA synthetase multienzyme complex; cytoplasm
Molecular function (GO): proline-tRNA ligase activity; ATP binding; aminoacyl-tRNA deacylase activity
Source: RefSeq, a predicted model, not a curated record
AUGAUAAGGAAAACAACAUUGAGUUUUGUUUUGGAUGAAGCGUUAAAGGCUUCUCCAGAGCACUUGCUUGUUCAUCCGCUGCACAACCAAGCAACACUUGCAAUCAGUUUAGCGGAUCUUCUAAAAUUUUUCAAAUCCUACAACCGUGUUGUUAAAUGGGUUGAUUUUAGCCAAAUUAUUCUUGUAGCGGAUGUGGUUGACGGCAAAGCGGCCGUUCCUAAAGAAACAAAAGUGAAGGACGCUGUUCCUGCCGCAGUAAUUGGGGCUGAACAGCUUGGAAUUACUGCAACAAAGGAGGCUGCGUUCUCUGAAUGGUACACUCAAGUCAUCACUCGAAGUGAUAUGGUCGAGUACUAUGAUAUCUCUGGUUGUUAUAUUUUGCGCCCUUGGUCGUAUUUUAUGUGGGAAUCAAUUCAAGAUUUCAUGAAUAUCCGAAUUAAGAAACUUGGCGUUCAAAAUUGCUAUUUUCCAAUGUUUGUGUCAAAGAAUAAAUUGGAGGCUGAAAAAGAUCACGUCGAAGGAUUCAGCCCAGAGGUGGCGUGGGUGACAAAGUAUGGUGACAGCGAACUCGCUGAGCCAAUCGCAAUUCGUCCAACAUCCGAAACAAUUAUGUAUCCAUCGUUUGCAAAAUGGAUCAGAUCGCAUCGAGAUCUUCCAUUAAAGCUCAAUCAGUGGUGUCAAGUUGUCCGCUGGGAAUUCAAGCAACCAACACCGUUUAUUAGAACCAGAGAAUUCCUAUGGCAAGAAGGACACACCGCUCACGCAACAGACGAAGACGCCGAAAAAACAGUGAUGCAGAUUUUAGACAUCUACGCUGCUGUUUAUGAAGAGCUCCUUGCAAUUCCUGUUGUAAAGGGAAUUAAAAGUGAAAAAGAAAAAUUUGCUGGAGGAAAAAUGACGACAACUGUUGAAACACUUAUUGCUGAAAAUGGAAGAGGUGUACAAGCAGCAACAUCUCACCACCUAGGACAAAAUUUUUCAAAAAUGUUUGGAAUUGAAUUUGAAGACAAAGACCGUCAACGACAAUUGGCGCAUCAAACAUCUUGGGGAUUAUCAACGCGAUCACUCGGUGUUGCAGUAAUGAUCCAUGGGGAUGAUAAAGGAAUGGUGAUGCCACCGAGAUGUGCACCAGUGCAAGUUGUCAUUGUCCCAAUUGUGUAUAAAGAAGCCUGUUCUAUUGAAAUGAUCGAGCGAUGUAACAAAAUUGCUGAAUCUCUGACUGAAAUCGGCGUGCGGGUUAAAGUGGAUGAUCGAGAUAAUUACACUCCUGGGUGGAAAUAUAACGAUUGGGAAACGAAAGGCGUCUGUAUUCGGAUGGAAAUUGGACCACGUGACAUGAAGAGCGAAACAGCUCGCUUAGUGAAGCGCCAUAAUGGAGACAAAUCGGAUCAUCGAUGGAGCGAAUUAGUUGCAGUUGUUCCCACAAUGCUUGAAGAUAUUCACAACGCAAUGUUUAAGAAGGCAAAGGACAGUCUUGAUGGUUCAAUAACUAAAGUGUCUGACUUCAGUGAAGUGAUGCCAAUUUUGAAUGAGAAAAAGCUCAUUUUGGCACCUUGGUGUGAAGACCCAGCAACGGAAGAAGAAAUUAAAAAAGAAACAACCCGCCUCUCUUUGGUUCAGCAAGAGGAAACGACGGAGGAGGGUUGUGCUCCUGCGUUGACUGGUGCUAUGAAAUCGUUGUGCAUUCCUCUUGAUCAACCUCCAAUGCCGGAGGGAACGAAGUGCUUCUUCACCGGAAAACCAGCCAAGCGGUGGUGUCUCUUUGGAAGAAGCUAUUAA